GCCAACAAUCACAACAUUCCUACAAGCAAUACUUGCUAAGAGAAAACCGAUCAGAAGAACACAUUUUAAGCUUUCCAAGUCACUUAAGAAAAUGUCUGCUAGGAAAGAUGAAGAAUCUGCUACUUUGCAAACCGAUGAGGAACUCAAGCGCCAAAAGAGAAUCAAGUUGUUUACCUAUAUCGGCAUCUUCAUAGUUUUUCAGAUCAUAGUGAUGACCGUUUUUGGUCUCACUGUGAUGAAAGUCAAGACCCCGAAGGUGAGAUUGGGCGAUAUCAGCAUCACAAACUUGAGCACAGCAACUGCAACGCCUUCUUUUGACGCGACAUUCAACACCCAAAUUAGGGUCAAGAACACCAACUGGGGUCCUUACAAAUUUGAUGCAGGCACCAUAACAUUCAUGUACCAAGGUGUGCAGGUCGGAACAGUGACAGUACCUAAGGGCAAAGCUGGUAUGCGUUCCACCAAGAAGAUCAAUGUGGAGGUGAGUUUGAACUCGGAUGCAUUGAGUGGCAGUUCUACUCUUGGAAGUGAAGUGAGCAGCGGAGUGGUGACGCUGACUAGCCAAGCCAAAUUGACUGGGAAGGUGGAAUUGAUGCUUAUAAUGAAGAAAAAGAAGUCUGCCACAAUGGACUGUGCCAUGGCAAUUGAUCUGUCCACAAAAACUGUCCAAAGUUUACAGUGCAAGUGACAGUGAGAUAGCUAGCUUGUUCUUGAUUCGUUAUUUUUUCAUUCAUGAUUUUAUUUUGUGAUGUCUUGAUUUUGAUGUAAUGAUUUUUGCAUAUAAUCAUAUUUUUUGUUAGUAUAA
This is a messenger RNA of Argentina anserina (silverweed cinquefoil), 805 nucleotides long. Its product is annotated as late embryogenesis abundant protein At1g64065-like. NCBI's taxonomy places the organism in Eukaryota, Viridiplantae, Streptophyta, Magnoliopsida, Rosales, Rosaceae. The record is from RefSeq and is a predicted model, not a curated record. Bases 92 to 688 code for a protein of 198 amino acids. The transcript has a single exon.